This is a messenger RNA of Glycine soja, 1100 nucleotides long. RefSeq lists its product as uncharacterized. The transcript has a single exon. Bases 98 to 790 code for a protein of 230 amino acids. The record is from RefSeq and is a predicted model, not a curated record. Lineage: Eukaryota; Viridiplantae; Streptophyta; Magnoliopsida; Fabales; Fabaceae. Gene Ontology annotation, cellular component: plasma membrane.
UUGAUUCAUCACCCCAUUUAGAAUAAAUAAACAUAUUACUUCUAUCUCUCCCACAUUCACUUCCAUUGGCCUAUUUUAGUAGUGCACCUUUUCAAAUAUGCUAGCCUCUGUCGAAGAAGAACUUGGCACACCAAAACAACCAAGGAAUCAACAUUCUCAGCAAUCAGAAGCACCAAAUUCCCUUGCCAACACUAGAGCAAUUUUCAGGCAACCUCGACUUCAAAGGACAAAACCAAUUAUAUGGUGUGCUGCAAUACUGUGCUUCAUAUUCAGCCUAGUGCUUAUCUUCUUUGGAAUUGCAACACUGAUUCUCUACCUUUCCAUGAAACCACGAAACCCCACGUUUGACAUUCCCAAUGCAAGCCUCAAUGUGGUGUACUUUGACUCACCACAGUACCUCAAUGGUGAAUUCACUCUCCUUGCAAAUUUUUCCAAUCCUAACAGGAGAAUUGGGCUGAGGUUUGAGUCCUUGAACAUUGAGCUUUUCUACUCAGACAGACUCGUGUCUUCACAAACAAUCAAGCCUUUCACUCAAAGGCCAAGGGAAACCAGGCUGCAAUCAGUGAACUUGAUAUCAAGCUUGGUGUUUUUACCGCAAGAUGUUGGUGUAAAACUUCAAAGGCAAGUGGAGAAUAACAGGGUCAAUUACAAUGCAAGGGGAACAUUUAAGGUGAGGUUCAAUAUUGGCCUUGUCCAUUUAUCUUACUCUCUGUAUAGCACAUGCCAGAUAGAGAUGACUAGUCCUCCAGCUGGUAUUCUAGUAGCAAGACAAUGCAUAACAAACCGAUGAUGAAGAGCCAACAAAAAUGAUAGAAUUCUUUGUGGGUUUUUUUUUUUCUAGUUUUCUACUUUAUUAAUUAGGAGAUAUAGCUAAUGGUAAAUACCAGUGUGCAAAACAGUGAUAUGAUUUUUUUUUUUUGUGAGGAAUGAAAAAGAGAAUAUUAGAGGAUAUAUAUAUACCAUAUGAUUUUAAUUGAUAUUUUAUUGUUUUUAUUUGUAAAUAGAGACUUGAGUGGAGGGUGUUGAAGCCCUUCCAUACCAGAAAUAUGUUGUGGAUGGAGUUUUUAUUUUAUCUUCAUCUACUAGUUUGUUUUCCAGAA